Molecule: messenger RNA, 773 nt
Organism: Drosophila ananassae
Lineage: Eukaryota; Metazoa; Arthropoda; Insecta; Diptera; Drosophilidae
Exons: 1
Source: RefSeq, a predicted model, not a curated record
ACACUCCCUUUUCAGCAAGGAUACCACGUAUUUUGUCUCCUCCUGGCCACUGCCAGUCUGGCCAGCUGCCGCUCGGUGGUGCGACGCGAUGUCAGCCACCUGCCCCUGGAGUACCUGCCGCCUGUGGUGCUGCCACCUGUGCCCAGUCGCGACUAUCUGCCACCUGUGGAGCAGCAGGCCGCCACCUUGAACCACGUCCUGCAGCCGCCCCGCGACUAUCUGCCCCCCAAGCUGAACAAUGAAUAUCUGCCACCUGUGGCUGCCGAGGAGCUGGUGGAGGAGGCCACCACUGAAGCCGAAGCCGUCGAGGAAACCACUACUCUGGAGCCCACCACCGAGGCGGUUGUCAUUGCCACCACUGAACCAGAGCCGGAAUCGGAGACGGAGAUCGUGACUGAGCAGCCAGAGGAAGUGAAGAGCCUGGAGUUGGUGGAGGAAGAGGUGCCCCAGAAGGAGGAGGAGGUCGAGUCCGCCAUUCUCCUGGACGAUGGCUAUCACUACCGUACUCCGGCUGAGGUGCCCAAUCUGCUGCCCGUAAAGGAGUACCUGCCGCCCCUGGACAACAACGCUGUGGUGGAGGAGGUUCCCAACCAUGAGGAGGACUCUUCCGCCCUGCUGGAGGAUGGCUACCACUAUCGCUCCGUGAAGCGACUCCGUUUCUAGUCCUCGUCCAGGCGAGUCACUUCAGUUUAUUUUACUACGAAUUUCUGUUUCUGUUCUGAGCGACAAUUGUUGUUUAAUUUUACAAAAUACAUAGACAAAUACUUUGCCGA